AGACUAAGCCUGAGGUUACUGAGGCCAAGAGCGGCGAGGACGUGGAAAUGAAGGACGGGGAAGAGAAGAAGGAAGACGAGGAGAAGAAAGAAGACGACGACAAGAAAGAUGACGAGGAAGAGAAGAAAGAAAAGAUCAUCGUUGGUCUCGUCACCGACAGCAAGGACUUGUACGCAAAGUACGACAAUAAUGGCGACCGAUCAUGGACCGACAAGUACCCCGACGACCUCGAAGAGGCCGCGGAGAACGAGGAGACCCAGAAGUAUGCUGUCAUCAUCCGAAAGAUGAAGCCCAAGGAGGCCGACUCCACCAAGCCCCUCAUCAUCGACAGCAUCAUCAUCCAGUCGCCCUAUCUCAAGCGCGUCCUGGGCAAGGUCUUCGAGGGAUACCCUGGCGUCGUCACCGAGGUCUCGCGGCUCAAGUUCCACGCGCCCUUCGAGUGCUUCGUCCACCGCUGGGACCGCUUCGCCGCCGCCAAGGAUGACGCCGCCCACGACGACCUCACCCGCGAGCACAUUGGGCUUCUCUACACAAUCAUGAAGGAGGAGCUGGGUGAUAUCAUCCAGCUGCGCGAGGACUACUUCAAGAACCGCGCCGUCGCAUUCGAGCACGUCUGGACCCUCUUCCCCCCCGGCUGCACCGUCUGGGGAUCCGCCAAGGGCAAGCCUGUAGCGGUCAAGUUCACCUCCGGAUCCUACGCCAAGACCCAGUGCGGCAACGUGUACGUCUUGCAGUGCAAGGUCAUCGACUGGGACGGCACGAUCAUGGGCUGGACCAACCUGAACCAGCAGAUUGGCGAGUUCUCCGGCACAGUCCCCUUCGCUGAGUUGAACUGCUACCCCCUCGAGUACCAUCCUCGCCUGGACAUGGCCAAGGCUGUCCUUGCUGAGCGCGGCCGCCGAUUUGAGGAGCUUGCCGGAUAUUGCUACAAGUUCUACAAGGGCACUGCCGUUUGGCACGUCGAUCCUCGCCGGUCCCGAAAGGAGAAUGUCCAGUCCCGCAUCGUCAUCGAUGGCGUGAACUGGGAGAAGGAGAACCCGGAUCACGUUGUGUGGCUUGAAAACAUUCACGCACAAGUUGAGUUCUCUGGCCCCGGGGGCCGUGUCGGUAACGACAAUGACAGCGAUUCCGGAAGCGACUGGAAUUCCAACGCCCUUGACGAGGAUGAUGUUGAGGGCUUGGAUAAGCGUCCUCCUCUGACCGAAGAGCAGCUCAUCAUGACCUACCCCAUCGUGCGAGGCUACUCGCUGAAAAACAAGCGAUGGAUGGAAUUCUUCAUCGACGAUGUCUCCGAGGUCAACUUCAACGACCAGGCCUUCAACUCUCUCGUGCUCCCCGAGGACCAGAAGGAACUCAUCCUUGCUUUCGCGCAGAGCCAGGUCAAGUACAAGGAUGCAUUCGACGACAUCAUCUCGGGCAAGGGCAAGGGAAUCAUCAUGCUCCUGUCUGGCGGACCCGGUAUCGGCAAGACUCUGACUGCGGAGUCGGUGGCCGAGGAGAUGAAGGUGCCCCUCUACAUCAUGAGCGCCGGCGACCUUGGAACCGAGGCAUACGAGGUCGAGAAUAACCUGGGCCGUAUCCUCGAGAUGGUGGCCAACUGGAACGCUGUCCUCCUGCUCGACGAGUGUGAUGUCUUCCUCGAGGCCCGCUGCGCCAACGACAUCGCCCGCAACCGCAUCGUCUCCAUCUUCCUGCGCACCCUCGAGUACUACGAGGGAAUCCUUUUCCUCACCACCAACCGCGUCAAGAACAUGGAUCCCGCCUUCCAGAGCCGCAUCCACAUGUCGCUCGAGUACCCCUCGCUCGACGCCGCUGCCCGCGAGGCCAUCUGGCGCGGGUUCCUGGGCCGCACCGUCAACCUCGACGCCAAGGUCGAGGGCGAGGCAGCGCACGCCAUCUCAGACGCCGAGAUCAAGGAUCUAGCUAGGCUUGAGCUUAACGGUCGCCAGAUCAAGAACACGCUCAAGACCUCCAACUUGCUGGCCUGCCACAAGGGCGAGAAGUUGGCGUUUAAGCAUCUGCGGAUUGUGCUGAAGGUAGAGGGCCACUCUUUGUAGUUGUAGGACCCAGCACGCUUGAUGGUUUUUUGUUUUUUUGAGCGAUUAUGAUUCUCAUGAUGAAUAUUACGGUAGCGAUGGAGGAUUUGGGGGCUUAGGAUUUGGCGGUUUAGGAUGAAUGGCUCAGGAUGAAUGGCUUAGGAUGAAUAGUUAUGGGAGACUAGCUGUACCUUAGGUAUAAAUAACAAGAACCAAGAAUUUUACAUAAAGCCGUCAAAGAAGGACUAUUGUGUACU
This is a messenger RNA of Ilyonectria robusta, 2293 nucleotides long. Its product is annotated as P-loop containing nucleoside triphosphate hydrolase protein. The transcript has 3 exons. NCBI's taxonomy places the organism in Eukaryota, Fungi, Ascomycota, Sordariomycetes, Hypocreales, Nectriaceae. The record is from RefSeq and is a predicted model, not a curated record. Gene Ontology annotation, molecular function: ATP hydrolysis activity; ATP binding. Bases 48 to 2057 code for a protein of 669 amino acids.